Dryobates pubescens (Downy woodpecker) is the source of this 2139-nucleotide messenger RNA. RefSeq names its product meprin A subunit alpha (gene MEP1A). Gene Ontology annotation, molecular function: zinc ion binding; metalloendopeptidase activity; protein binding. The record is from RefSeq and is a predicted model, not a curated record. Gene Ontology annotation, cellular component: membrane. Gene Ontology annotation, biological process: proteolysis. The transcript is spliced from 14 exons. Lineage: Eukaryota; Metazoa; Chordata; Aves; Piciformes; Picidae. Bases 1 to 2139 code for a protein of 712 amino acids.
AUGAACUCCAGCAUCUUCCCACUCUGUCUCGUGCUUCUUUUAUGCUAUGUUUAUGGUACUCCAGUCUCUGAUUGGCAUGUCUCCCGUGAAGCUGCAGCAGAUGCUGACUUUGGUGAAGUAAUCAAAGACAUUCCAGACAUAAACUUAGCUGCUGGACUGGAUCUCUUUCAGGGUGAUAUCUUGCUCCCUAAAAAACAGCGAAAUGCCCUAAGAAAUGAGACCUACAGAUGGAAGUUCCCCAUUCCCUACAUUCUGGGUGAUGACCUUGAUCUGAAUGCCAAAGGAGUAAUUCUCCAGGCGUUUGAAAUGUACCGCCUUAAGUCUUGCAUUGAUUUCAAGCCAUAUGAAGGAGAGACAAGCUACAUAUUCUUUAGAAAAGAAGAUGGAUGUUGGUCCAUGGUGGGGAACCAGCAGACUGGACAGAACCUCUCUAUUGGGGCAGGGUGUGACUACAGAGCAAUUGUGGAACAUGAGCUGCUGCACGCUCUAGGGUUUUACCAUGAGCAGUCGAGGAUGGACCGGGAUGACUAUGUGACAAUCUGGUGGGAUGAAAUUACUGCAGGCAUGGAGCACAAUUUUCUGAAGUAUGAUGACAGUUUCAUCACUGAUCUGAACACCCCAUAUGACUAUGAGUCAGUGAUGCACUAUAGACCGUUUUCAUUUAACAAAAAUGAAAGCAUCCCCACAAUCACAGCAAAAAUUCCAGCAUUUAAUGACAUCAUUGGACAACGUCUCGACUUCAGUGCCAUUGACCUGGAAAGACUGAAUCGCAUGUACAACUGCACUUCAACUCACAGUUUUUUGGACCAGUGUUCUUUUGAGGUUGAAAAUAUCUGCGGCAUGAUUCAGGGCACCACAGAUGAUCUAGACUGGGUCCACCAACAAGGCAGUGCUACAGGACAGGAGGACCACACACUUUCUGGCCGCUGUAGAGAUGCUGGAUAUUUUAUGUACUUUGACACCAGCUCUGGCAAGGUAGAUGAGACAGCAAUCCUAGAAUCUCGAAUCCUUUAUCCAAAGAGAACUGAGCAGUGCCUCCAGUUCUUCUAUAAAACCACAGGAAGCCCUUCUGACAAGCUGAUUGUAUGGCUGAAAGAGGAUGAUGGCACUGGAAAUAUUCGCAAGAUAAGGAAAAUGCAAACCUUUCAAGCGGAUAAUGACCAUAACUGGAAAAUUGCCCACGUAACCCUCAAUGCUCAGAAGAAGUUCCGUUACCUCUUCCAAGGACUAAAGGGCAGCGUCAGCUCUUCACCUGGUGGGAUUGCUAUUGAUGAUGUCUCACUGACAGAGACUCCCUGUCCCACAGCUGUGUGGGUCAUUCGGAAUUUCAGCCAAAUUCUCAGCAACACAUCAAAUGGUACUAUUCAAAGCCCUCGGUUCUAUAGCCCUGAGGGUUAUGGUUUUGGCAUAAGUUUGCAACCCCAUGCCAGUAUCAGUGGCUACGCUCGCAUUGCCUUUCACUUGUGCAGCGGAGAGAACGAUGGUGUUCUGGAGUGGCCAGCUCUGAACCGCCAAGCUACGCUCACAGUGCUUGACCAGGACCCUGACAUCUUGAAAAGGAUGUCCUCAAGCAAAAGCUUUACCACAAGUAAAGACCAUGUUAGUUCAGGUGUUAACAGAACCUUAAUAUGGGAGAAACCAUCAGUCACUGGAACAUUUGAUACCUCAUGCAAUUGCUAUAGAAGUAUAUCAUGGGGAUGGACUAACUUCAUAUCCCACAAAGAGAUGAGCCGGAAAAACUUCCUGAAAAAUGAUGAUCUCAUUAUUUUGGCAGAAUUUCACGAUCUAACUCACCUCAAUAAAACUGAAGUCCCCAUUGAAGCUAAACAAUCUGCCCUCAUGGAAGGCUUCGUUCUUGAAAGACAGAAGAGAGCAGCCCAGGAUAUGAAGCCUCUUCAAGACCAGCUGCCAUAUCUGCAAGACCCAUGUGACCCAAACCCUUGCCAGAAUGAUGGAGUCUGUGUUAAUGUGGAAGGGAGAGCAAGCUGCAGGUGCCCAUCAGGACAAGCCUUUUUUUUUACAGGUGAGAGGUGUCAGUCAAUGCAGGUCCAUGGCAACAUCCUGGGAAUGACAGUUGGUGGAAUUGCUGGAACCAUUGUCUUAACCAUUGUCCUCAUUUCCAUGAUGUCUAGAAGAUAA